This is a messenger RNA of Closterium sp. Yama58-4, 1605 nucleotides long. The record is from the annotation of a GenBank genome assembly. NCBI's taxonomy places the organism in Eukaryota, Viridiplantae, Streptophyta, Zygnematophyceae, Desmidiales, Closteriaceae.
AUGUGGACUGGUUCGCCGAGCCAGACAAGUCUCCCCGGUGAAUCAGAGUUUGUCGUCUCCCGCCCGACCCAUCAAACGGGAGGGAGGAGCUUGACUGGAGUUCCAUCUCUCGCCCCAUCAAUCAAAUACCCCGAGGAGAAUGAGGUGGGUUUUGAGUCGACUCGAAAGUCACCGAGGAGAAUUAGCUCUCUCCCCGGCAUCUACCCCCGUUCUCCCCAUUCCCGUCCCUGUUUCCCCUUCCCUGCAGUGCUUCCCUCCAUCCUAUCCCCCGUAUCCCCUGCCCUGCUUCCCCCCAUCCCCUGCCCUGCUUUCCCCCGUCCCCUUCCCUGCUUCCCCCCAUCCCCUCCUCUGCUUCCCCCCGUCCCUUCACUGCUUCCCCCCAUCCCCUUCCCUGCUUCCCCCCAUCCCCUUCCCUGCUUCCCCCCAUCCCCUUCCCUGCUUCCCCCCAUCCCCUUCCCUGCUUCCCCCCAUCCCCUUCCCUGCUUCCCCCCAUCCCCUUCCCUGCUUCCCCCCAUCCCCUUCCCUGCUUCCCCCCAUCCCCUUCCCUGCUUCCCCCCAUCCCCUUCCCUGCUUCCCCCCAUCCCCUUCCCUGCUUCCCCCCAUCCCCUUCCCUGCUUCCCCCCAUCCCCUUCCCUGCUUCCCCAUGUCCCCUUCCCUUCUUCCCCCCAUCCCCUUCUCUGCUUCCCCCCAUCCCCUGCCCUGCUUCCCCCCCCUUCCCCCUUCCCUGCUUCUCCCCAUCCCCUUCCCUGCUUCCCCCCAUCCCCUUCCCUGCUUCCCCCCAUCCCCUUCCCUGCUUCCCCCCAUCCCCUUCCCUGCUUCCCCCCAUCCCCUUCCCUGCUUCCCCCCAUCCCCUUCCCUGCUUCCCCCCAUCCCCUUCCCUGCUUCCCCCCAUCCCCUUCCCUGCUUCCCCCCAUCCCCUUCCCUGCUUCCCCCCAUCCCCUUCCCUGCUUCCCCCCAUCCCCUUCCCUGCUUCCCCCCCUGCUUCCACUCAUUUUCCCCCUGCUUCCACUCAUUCUCCCCUUGCUUCCACUCAUUUCCCCCCUGCUUCCCCCCAUUUCCCCCUUUGAUUCCCCUCAUUUCCGCCUCCGCUUCCUCUCAUUACCCCCUUUGUUUCCCCUCAUUCCCCCCUUUGCUUCCUCUUAUUUUCCUCCGUUGCUUCCCCUUAUUUCCCUCCCUCCUUCUCCUCAUUUUUCCUCCUUCCUCCCCUCAGUUCCCUCCCUGCUUCUCCUUUUUUCCCUGUCUGCUUCCCCUCAUUUCCCUCCCUGCUUCACAUCUUUUCCCUCCCUGCUUUCCCUGUUUGUACCUGCUUCCCCUCAUUUCCCCCCUGCUUCCCCUCAUUUCCCCCCUGCUUCCCCUCAUUUCCCCCCUGCUUCCCCUCAUUUCCCCCCUGCUUCCACGCAUCUUCUUCCCUGCUUUCCCCCAUCCCCUUCCCUGCUUCCCCCCAUCCCCUUCCCUGCUUCCCCCCGUCCCCCCACCCGCAGUCACCUGACUGACGCUGCUAUGAGUCGUUGCCUUGUGCUCGUGUUACCUCAUAUGACCUGCACAGUUCCUAUCGCCCUCUCAUGCUCCGUCCCUCCAUUCAUCCAUGGCAUGUCAUCCCUGUGA